AUGGAGAGGGGGGCUUUGCGCCCGGCAAGUGCACACACCAGAGUGAUCAAUGCGAUGGACCAAGGCACUUCAUCCGAGUCUCGAAGUGGACCCACGCGCGCUGAUUCAGGAAGCAGUGCACUGCGUCCGCAUGGCCGAUACAAUACACGGACGCAUGCGACACUAGUAGCUGCUGAUCUGUUGUCUCGCAUCGACAUGCAUGACUCUGCUAUGCAGUUUCCAGUGCGUGGGACACAGGGUGUCCUUGAUUUGCACUAUCAUCAGCGCAUCAUGAUGACAAGCAGUAUCUCACUGAUGGAAUUAUUGCAGCGCGAGUUCCUGCACUUGCAUUCUCGACAAAUGCCGGAUUUAUACAAGGUCAUUACACGCACUUACGCUCGCGGUAUACAAAUGCCGCUUGAGCAAGUACUUACUACAUUGAAUACCAUGGUGAUGACAGAUCGCUCUGCGUCGAAGGAAUGGCUCGUGGCGCCCAACGAUUCGCAGGUACGUUUGGCUCCUAUCAUCAUUGUGAUCGAUGUUCUUGAGCGCAUGCUAUGUGACACAUAUGCACUGUGUGCAUAUGCGCACGAGCGUGCGACAGAAGGCCGUGUGCGCCGUGCGUGCGUGGAAUGGCUUGGUGAAAUUGCGCGACAGCAAUUGGCUACACUCCAAUAUUGCCAUGCUCUUGGUAUACCUCGGCGUCUCUACCACGAUGAAUGCGAGGCGUGGCGCUUGACUGCCUCUCAAUGGUAUGGUAUGGCUGCGCGGGACACGCCGGAUGAUGGUCGUUGGUACGCCGCGCUCGCCGAAUUGGCGGAGCGAGAUGCGGUAUGGAGCUUGUACUACUACUGCAAGAGCUUGUUAGUCGUACAUCCAUGCCUGGAAACGCGCGAAAAUAUGAUGGAAUAUGUCAGUCUCAAGGUGCACCGAGCACGUAUCUCCUCGGACGCGUCAGGGCAGGACCUGUUUGUAUAUUUGCUGGGUUUGCUUCUCACGCGCGUGGAUUUGGACUCAUUCGAGCUGAUACUAAAACGUCUGGCUGUGAAACUCACGCAGGAACCAUGCUCUCUCCUCGAGACAGAGUGGGGCAUGAUGGCACUUUGCAUCGCUGCGGCUAUCCUUGAAUUUGGUCGUACUGAUGCAUGGAUUGAUGUUUGUCAAUUGGCUGCAUUUCACCUGCCAUCCAAUACGCGGCCCUUAUCUGAGGCCAGUGCUCCCAUGUUGGAGCAGAUGCCACAGAGCAUGAAGUCUGUGAUGCAAUCUUUUGAGCAGCAGCCAGCAGAUAUGGCCAGUGUCCAAGCAUCAUGCGAAGCCUUUGACAUGCCCAUGCCCCUAUCUUGUGCUGUAUCAUUGAUGGUGACUCUCAUGGAAGUCGCAGUUCAACACCUGGAACAGUCUCUGAGAGACCCGGCAGCCCACUUGAACGCACCCGACAUGUUUCUGAACGUUAUGCUUUCUUUUGUAUAUGUACUCAUGUUGCGCGUAGAUGAGCCUCGGAUACAUGCUAUGUGCCAGAUCUUGUGUGCGCACUUACCCUGGAAACAACUAGCAGCAUACGUAUGCGGCGAUGUGUUUGGAUCAAGGCAGUGCGAUGUCCAUACGGCGCUUGUUCGUGCACACACUCAACUACCCGAAGACUGGUGUCUCCAGGGCAUUUUGUGGAAUGUAUGUUCUCCAAAAAUUUCGUCGUCUGUCUCAUCGAGCCAAGGCCUGAAGCCCUUUGAGUUUUCCUCGGAGUCCAAUAUGCUGGCCGAUGUAGAUGCCAUUUCGCGCUUUUUUGCGACACUGACAUCCGACGCACAGCGCGCCUCCUACGUUCAAGAUUCUGAGUUGCGACGGCUUUUGCAAGCACGGCACACACGAGCUUCUUUACUCAUGGUCCGAAUCUAUGAUCAGGCAUUGCAAUAUCACUCUGGCAAUUCGCUGUCGACAUGA
Molecule: messenger RNA, 1917 nt
Organism: Malassezia restricta
Lineage: Eukaryota; Fungi; Basidiomycota; Malasseziomycetes; Malasseziales; Malasseziaceae
Exons: 1
Coding region: 1-1917 (638 amino acids)
Biological process (GO): nuclear-transcribed mRNA catabolic process, nonsense-mediated decay
Cellular component (GO): telomerase holoenzyme complex
Molecular function (GO): telomerase RNA binding; telomeric repeat DNA binding; protein binding
Source: RefSeq, a predicted model, not a curated record